CUGGGAUCCCCCCCACAUCCCAUCUCAGCUCUGCUGGUGCCCCUCACUCCCCACCCGCAGGAGCCCCUAGAUCUGUAUGGGGAACAGUUGUGGGUGCAGUUCCAGGGUUGGCCAGCAGGGGUUGCUCUUACCAGACCAGGACUUGCCUAGGCCAAGGGGGUCAGAGUCCCCCCGGGUUCUGACUGGGGUUACGUGGGGCGCAGCGUUAGGCUCAAAGCCUCAUAUGGAUUUUCAGGGGUCCCACCCGUAAGCCCCUCGGGCUGAGCCCCCUUCUCUGGUUGUGUGUGUGCAUUUGUGAGUCUGCCUGUGUGUCCGACGGUGUGUGGGGCUUGUGUCCAUGAGUGUGUCUCUGUCACUAGUGGUUUGUGGUUUGUGGUGGCGAGUUGUUGCUGUGUGAGUGUCUGUCAGUCAUCGUUGUGCAUGGAAGAUUGUGUGUGUGUGUGUCGGUUUUGUUGGCGGAUGUGUGAUCGUCUCUCUCUGUGUAUUGAUUGUUGUGGUGUAUGUGUGUGAUUGUGCAUCUCUGCGUAUCAGUUGCCCUGGUGUGAUUGCGCAGCUCUUUGUGGGUAUCAGUUGUCAUUGUGUGUGUCUGAUUUUGUGUGUAUGUGUAUGUCAGCUGUUGUGGUGUGUGUGCGAUUGUCUCUAUGUGUAUCAGUUCUCGUGGUGUGUGUGUGUGAUUGUGUAUGCCUGCUUAUGUAGUAGUUGUCAUGGUGUGUGUGAUUGUGUAGCUGUGUGUAUCAGAUGUCACGUUGUGCGUUCAGUUGUGCAUCACUGUGUGUAUCAGCUGUCGUGGUAUGUGUGCGACGGUGUAUUUCUCUGUGUGUAUCGGUUGUCAUGGUGUGUGUCUGAUGCUGUGUCUCUAGGUGUCUGUUAGGUGGUGUGUGCAGUUGUUUGUCAGUGUGUCUGUGUGUGUGACUGUGCAUCUGUUUGCGCAAUUGUCUACCUGUGUCAGUUGGGGGGGGGAUUGUGCACCUCUGUGUCUGCCAAUUGUCAGGGUGAGGAGGUGCCUCUGUGUAUCAGUUGUCCUAGUGUGUGUGUCUGGCCAGCUCUGUGUUGUGGUGUGUGUACCCCCUACAGCCCCCCCCUUACAGCCAAUCUCUGCGUCACAUCGGGCCCCGCCCCCUCCAUUCCCCCCAGCGCCCCAAGGGUUAACCCCUGGAGCAGGCGAAUUGGAAUGACAACACACGCUGUGUGUGUGUGAGCUACACCCGGCCUGCCUGUGCGGGGGGGGGGGCUACACCCGGCCUGUGACAAUGUGUCUCUAUCUGUGCAUCGGGAGCCGAUUUGCCCAUGGCCAAUAACCAGCCAGCAACUGUCCGACUGUACAAACCCCCCCCGCACACCCUCCCUCCCUCCUCCGCCUGUUGGCAGCAGGGAGGGUGUGAAACAGGCGCAGGGGAGGUGUAGCCUGGGCAGUUUCAGCAGAAAAAGAGCUGGGAUGGAUCCGGGAACUGGCUGGCUGGAUUAAACCGGGGAGGGGGGGGGAAGCUUGGGGUCCCCCCCUUGCACCCCUGGACUGGGGCUACACACACAUACACACACACGGCGGUUGUGCAUCCACCGAUCCAGGAAGCAGAACAGCGCAUUCCAGAGAGGAAAGACAUUGGGGUCGGGGGCUCAUGGCUCUUAGCCUGGCCUGACCCUGCCCCCCUGGCCCCAGCAUGGAGGUCAAAGGGCAGCUCAUCACCUCUUCCAGCUACAGCUCUGCAGAUGCACUGGGGUGGGAACCCGGUGCCCGGCUGCGGCUGCAGGAGCUGCUGGAACGGCAGCGGGGCCUGCGGGAGGCGCUGGGCCUGCGGGUCGCUGAGCUGCGCCGGCUGUGUCUGCAGGAGGCCGAGCUGACAGGGAAGCUGCCCCCCGAGUACCCACUGGAGCCAGGGGAGAGACCCCACCUCAUCCGGAGAAGAGCGGUGCCUGCCCACCGGGGACCUGGAGCCGAGGCGCUGGCGUGGGAGCUGUGCCGGGAGCUGGCUGUGCAGCGGCAGGUGGUGGAGGCUGCUCGGCGCCUGGCCCUGGCCCCGGAGCUGACGGAGCAGCAGCGGCGCCGGCGCCGGCAGGUCCAGGCCGAGGCUGCCCAGCGGCUGCGGGAGCUGGAGGGGCAGCUGGGGGAGAUGCGGGCCCGGCUGGGGGCGCCCCGGGGAGCGCACGAUGAGGCGUUCACCUCCGAGAACAGCUCCCUCUCUGAAGCGGCCAGUCACGAGAACGAUGACCCCCACGGUUUCCAGCCACCCAAGGGGGGCCCCUCAUCCCCCCGCAGCCGGGAUCACCUCCGCACCGUGUCCGGCAGUCCCGACCGCCGGCCUGGCUGGCGAGGGCCCCCCACGGAGCUGGGCGGGGGGGCCGCCAGCCGCCGCAGCUCGCUAGCCAGUCCUACCAGCCCGAACCGGACCCUGCCCCGGAGCGUGUCCAGCUUUGAGGGCCGGAGCGUCCCAGCGACCCCGGUUCUGACCCGGAACAUCUGCAGUGGGAGCCAGAACGUCAGGCCAGAUGCCCCCCCAGCCACCCGCCAGUGGUCAGGGAGCCAGGACUCCCAGCUUGGCCCCCCCAGCCGGGACCCCAGCGCUGACCGGGCCCCCCCAGCCUUCACCGCCCGCACCCGCCGCAGCAACAGCUCGGAGGCCCUGAUUGAGCGAGGGGCUCCCCCCGAAGACCCCCCCUUCCGCGGCCCUCCCCGGCCCCCCUACGCUGAGAUCCUGUUGGACUAUUACCUGGAGCGCCAGGGCUGGCCGGCGGGGGAUCACCUUUCACGCCGCGACGCCCCCCCGCCACCUGGCUGGGGAUACCCCGAGAGCCCCCUGCCACGCCGGGCGGGACGUGCCAAGUCCUGCGGGCCCCCUCCCCAGAGCCAGCGGCCCCCAGCCCCCCAGUGCCCGCCCCGGGCCGUCCACAAAGCCUUGGCCCUGGAGGGGCUCCGGAACUGGUACCUGCGUAACGCUGGGGGAGUGGGGGGGGGCCCGCCCCCACCCCGGGACAGGAGAGGGGGACCCCCCCGCGGCUGGCCCGAACCCCACCCCCGGCCGGAGACGGGGGGCUACCUGCCCCAUUCGCUGAGCUACGCUGGGCAGCCACUGCAGGGCAGACCCUUUGCAGACCUCCUCUACCUGGACGGGCCCAGCGCCCCCUCCCCCGGCCUGGGGCCCCCCCUGGAUGUGGAGAGACACCCCCCAGGGACGCUGGUCUGACCUCCUGGGCCGGGGGGGGGGGGGCAGAGACAGCCAGGGGUUAAUGUCACAAGCUGGGGGGACACUCCCCUGCUGGACAGGGGGGUGUGUGGCGUCAGGCAGAUUGGGGGGGGGAGAUGCACAUAUUUCCCCCGCACACUAGGGUGGUGUGGGGCACGGAUUCCCCCCAUGGGCUGAGACAUGCCCCCAGCAACCUCAAUCUGCCCCGCCCACAUUUAGAUAUGGGGGGCAGGUCCUGGCUGGGGAAUCAGCCACCUACUGAACCCCCAUUACCACCGGCACUAACUGCCCCCCCAAAGCCCUCCCCCUUCUAAAAGUCUGGACAGAUAGGGCAGGGGGGCUAUCAGCUCCCUGACCCCCCCCAUAUUCCCUCCCCUGCACCUGGCCAUUCCCCCCCAGCACCAUAUCCCCCUCCCCACAUCCAGUAAGCCUCUCCUAAAACAGUCCCCUCCUCCCCCCCCAUCUGGCUCAUUUAGGAAACGAACUCAAACUCGACAUUCCAGCCCCGGCCAGUGGAUUUUCCUUUCAAAGUUGCACAUGAAACAAGGUCACUUUUUUUUCCCCUUUUCCUACUGGAUUUUAUUUCGGGGGAAGUGGGGUGGGGGGAUGGGGACUGUAGCCCCCCCCCCAGGUCCCGCGUGCAUACCCACCUCCCCUGGGCCAUGUGUUAGUAGCGACAGGCACCAACAUGCGACGGGCUCUGGGCCUCGACUUUGUCCCGUUCCCAGCGCGUGGAUUGUAGUGGGAAUUUCUAUGGCGAAUGUCAAACGGGUCACGGUGCAGAACGGGGUUUGUAUAAUACAGAGCGCAGAGGCAAG
Gopherus evgoodei (Goodes thornscrub tortoise) is the source of this 3997-nucleotide messenger RNA. RefSeq names its product coiled-coil domain containing 120 (gene CCDC120). The transcript is spliced from 10 exons. The record is from RefSeq and is a predicted model, not a curated record. NCBI's taxonomy places the organism in Eukaryota, Metazoa, Chordata, Testudines, Testudinidae. The coding region runs from base 1659 to 3179 and encodes 506 amino acids.